Molecule: messenger RNA, 1299 nt
Organism: Alternaria atra
Lineage: Eukaryota; Fungi; Ascomycota; Dothideomycetes; Pleosporales; Pleosporaceae
Exons: 4
Coding region: 1-1299 (432 amino acids)
Biological process (GO): proteolysis
Molecular function (GO): serine-type endopeptidase activity
Source: RefSeq, a predicted model, not a curated record
AUGCAAUUCUUCACUCGUAUCACCGUGCUGGCCGCUGCCGCAGCUCCUUUUCUCGCGAACGCUGCUCCCGUCGACACCCCUCGCGCGGAUGAGAUUAUCCCCGGCAAAUACAUUGUCCAACUGAAGCCUGACACCGACGUUGCAUCGAUUACUGCCCACCACAACAAAGUCCGCAGCAUACAUGCCCGUAAUCUGGCUCGACGAGGUGGCGAUGGCCCUAACGGUACACCGGUGGAGCGUGAGUACGGCUUCGGCAAUUUCAAAGCCUAUGCUGGUUCAUUCGAUGAUGCAACCAUCGAAGAACUGAAGGCUCUUCCUGAGGUCCUCACUAUUGAACCUGACUUUAUCAUGAGAAUUAGCGCCUAUGUGAGCCAGGAGAAUGCGCCAUGGGGUCUAGCCAGUAUCUCUUCCCGUACACCAGGAGCUACAUCCUACGUCUACGAUGAGAGUGCGGGCGAUGGCACCUUCUCCUACGUAAUGGAUACUGGUGUUCGUAUCACUCACGUAGACUUCGAGGGGCGAGCAACCUAUGGCUUCAAUGCCGUUGCGGGCAGUCCUGAAACGGACACAGAUGGCCACGGAACGCAUGUAGCUGGAACCGUUGGUGGCGCGAAGUACGGCGUCGCCAAGAAGACCAACAUCAUUGCUGUGAAAGUCCUGGGCGGCGACACCGGAAGUGCAUCAGAUGUCUUCGCUGGGCUCGACUGGACAGUCAAUGACAUCGUGUCCAAGGGUCGACAAAACACCGCAGUCAUCAACAUCUCGCUUGGCUCUUCCGCUUCAACACUAUGGGACGCAGCCAUCACCGCAGCCUGGGAGAAAGGCGUCCUCGCCGUCAACGCAGCAGGAAACGAGGACAGCCCAGCCAGUAACUCCUCACCAUGCCGCUCUCCUGAAGUCAUUUGUGUCGGAAAUGCGGAAAUUGACAAUAGCAGACACAGCGGCUUUGGAGGCUCCAACUACGGCCCCGAGGUCGACAUCUUCGCUGCAGGAACGGAUAUCGUCUCUGCGUCUUGGCGGAGCGACACAGCAGAAAGAACUACGACCGGUACCUCCAUGGCGUCUCCUGCUGUAGCUGGUCUGGUUUCGUACCUCCGUGCUCUUGAGGGACCAUCGACUGCUGCGGACGUGAAGGCAAGGGUGUAUGAGCUGGCUACUCGAGGCGUUGUGACUGAUACUCUGGGUUCGGUGAACCUGCUGGCUUUUAACGGCAACCCCAGUGCGCGCAUUGCUAGCAGCCCAAGCAAUGACACUGUUGAUGGUACUAUUAAAGCGCGGGGAGCAUGGAAGCUGUGGUAG